This is a messenger RNA of Ornithorhynchus anatinus (platypus), 2084 nucleotides long. It is a transcript of the gene NR2F1, whose product is annotated as nuclear receptor subfamily 2 group F member 1. Bases 105 to 1400 code for a protein of 431 amino acids. Gene Ontology annotation, biological process: cell differentiation; positive regulation of transcription by RNA polymerase II; anatomical structure development. Gene Ontology annotation, molecular function: RNA polymerase II cis-regulatory region sequence-specific DNA binding; nuclear receptor activity; zinc ion binding. The transcript is spliced from 3 exons. The record is from RefSeq and is a predicted model, not a curated record. NCBI's taxonomy places the organism in Eukaryota, Metazoa, Chordata, Mammalia, Monotremata, Ornithorhynchidae.
CUCCUCCUCCUCCUCCUCCUCCUCCUGCUGCCCUCCCCCCCUCUGUCCCCGGCAGCCCCCGGCGAGCAGCUCCAGCUCCCCCAGCACUUUCGGGGCCCUGAGAUAUGGCAAUGGUAGUUAGCAGCUGGCGAGACCCGCAGGAAGACGUGGCCGGGGGCAACCCCGGCGGCCCCAACCCCGCCGCCCAGCCGGCCCGGGCCGAGCAGCAGGGGCAGCAGCAGCAGCAGCAGGGGCAGCAGGGGCAGCAGGGGCAGCAGCAGCAGGCGGGCUCGGCGGCCCCGCACACCCCGCAGACCCCCAGCCAGCCGGGACCCCCGUCCACCCCGGGCACGGCGGGGGACAAGGGCCAGCCCGGCUCGGGCCAGAGCCAGCAGCACAUCGAGUGCGUCGUCUGCGGGGACAAGUCCAGCGGCAAGCACUACGGCCAGUUCACCUGCGAGGGCUGCAAAAGUUUCUUCAAGAGGAGCGUCCGCAGGAACUUAACUUACACAUGCCGUGCCAACAGGAACUGUCCUAUAGACCAGCACCACCGCAACCAGUGCCAAUACUGUCGCCUCAAGAAGUGUCUCAAAGUGGGCAUGAGGCGGGAAGCGGUUCAGCGAGGAAGAAUGCCGCCGACCCAGCCCAACCCAGGCCAGUACGCCCUCACCAACGGGGACCCCCUGAACGGCCACUGCUACCUGUCGGGCUACAUCUCCCUGCUCUUGCGGGCCGAGCCUUACCCCACGUCCCGCUACGGCAGCCAGUGCAUGCAGCCCAACAACAUCAUGGGCAUCGAGAACAUCUGCGAGCUGGCCGCCCGCCUGCUCUUCAGCGCCGUCGAGUGGGCCCGCAACAUCCCCUUCUUCCCCGACCUGCAGAUCACCGACCAGGUGGCCCUGCUGCGGCUGACCUGGAGCGAGCUCUUCGUCCUCAACGCCGCCCAGUGCUCCAUGCCGCUGCACGUCGCCCCGCUGCUGGCCGCCGCCGGCCUGCACGCCUCGCCCAUGUCCGCCGACCGCGUCGUGGCUUUCAUGGACCACAUCCGCAUCUUCCAGGAGCAGGUGGAGAAGCUCAAGGCGCUGCACGUCGACUCGGCCGAGUACAGCUGCCUCAAGGCCAUCGUGCUCUUCACCUCAGACGCCUGCGGCCUGUCGGACGCGGCGCACAUCGAGAGCCUGCAGGAGAAGUCGCAGUGCGCGCUGGAGGAAUACGUGCGGAGCCAAUACCCCAACCAGCCCAGCCGCUUCGGAAAACUGCUCCUGCGGCUGCCCUCCCUGCGCACCGUCUCCUCCUCCGUCAUCGAGCAGCUCUUCUUCGUCCGCCUGGUAGGUAAAACCCCCAUCGAGACCCUCAUCAGGGACAUGCUGCUGUCCGGGAGCAGCUUCAACUGGCCCUACAUGUCCAUCCAGUGCUCCUAGAGCCGCCCGCCCGGCCCCUCCGGCCCCGAGCGAGCCCGGCGCAGCCCCGGGACGGUGGACGGUGGACGGUGGACGGUGGACGGAGGACUCGCUGCCGCCGUCGCCGAGCAGGACGACAGAGGACCUGGCAGGGGGGCGGAGGAGCACUGACCGUUUGGGGAGGAAGGACCGUGGGGUUUUGGCUGCCGGCCCCUCCCGGACGAUGCGGACAAUGCGGAUCCAGAGGCCUGUACAGAAUCUCCCCGAGGCCGCCGACUGACUCCGUGCACAACGCCUCCCCCCAACACACACACCCGCGACCCCCCGCCCCCGCCCCUCCACCCCCCGCCCCGCCAACAUGGUUCUUCAUUUUGUAAAAUAUUAGUCUUUAUUUUCAUUUUUUUGUAAAAUUUAAAACAUCGUAUGCGCAUAAAGGAAAAAAAAAGGAAACCAGAAUUAGCGGGGGAGGGGGAGGGGGAGAAAUAACAUUUUCCAAAUAAUUAUAAAAAGAAUUGUCCUGUGUCUAUGUAUCUAUAUCUGUUUUGUAUUUUUUUCUGGUUCCAAACCAGGUUUCCUGUGAUUCUAUACUAAUAAUUUUUGAUAUAACCCUUUGCUUAUAAUGAGUGCGAUAUAUGUUGUCGAAGCUGUUCUUCAAGAAUUAAAAUUGAAGUGAGAAUUUAAACGAAAAUAAAAGAAUUUAGCAAA